CCCCUCCGCUCCGGUGAUUGCUAGCCGGGCGGCAGGGUCGGAGUCGUCGCAGCCACCUCAUUGCACAACCCGGCUUCCCAACUGUUUACACAGCCCGGUCUGUGAGUGUGUGUGUAUACAGCGUGAGUCACCGGGAGGCGGAGGAGGUGGAGGAAAAGGAGAAGGAGGCGUGCACUGGCCGGGGUCGGUGCGGCGACACACUCACUCACACUCAGUCACUCUCUCCGAGCGCGUCUCGCUAGCUCACACGCCAGGAGCCCAGGAGCGCACAGGAUCCGGAGCCCCGCGGAAAAGUUGCUCCAGCUUGGCUCCGAGACUUUUUGCUUUGGGAAGUACAUUGGAUCCGAGGCUUAUCGGAUCCCGCGGAAUCCUGUACCUCGCGGCUCGGGACCCAGGGAACGCCAGCCGCCGCCUCUGUCUCCCGGACUGUUCGCAGCCGCGGCAAUAAUAACGGCGGCCGUCCCCGGCCAGGCGCCCGGAGCCGGUGCCCGUGGGGAUCCGGGGAACCGAACCGGCCUUCACCCCCUGGACGCGCGGCCAGCGUGGUCUCCGCGUGCACCGCGAGCUCCAGUGAGCGACUUCUGCUCUAAUCCCCGUGAGGGCAGAGCCAAGCCCGGGCUGUAUACUCUGUCCCGCGAGCUGGAAAAAGUCGCGGCGCCGAGCCCGCAGCGCCUUCCCGCGCGGGUCGCCGGACGCACAAAGCCGGCGCCGCCUCGGCCCGGGACGGGAUGCGGGCCGGCCCCGUGCGCUCGGCCAUGAGCGGCGCCGCGCAGUCCCGCAGCCCGGUCCUACUUCUCCCGGGCGCCCGGGGCACCCCGGCCAAGCGCCUGCUGGAUGCAGACGACGCGGCAGCCGUGGCGGCCAAGUGCCCGCGCCUCUCCGAGUGCUCGAAUCCCCCCGACUACCUCAGCCCUCCCGGCUCGCCCUGCAGCCCGCAGCCCCCGCCUGCCGUGCCGGGCGCCGGCGGCAGCUCUGGGAGCGCGCCGGGGCCCAGCCGCAUCGCUGACUACCUGCUGCUGCCCCUGGCCGAGCGCGAGCAUGUGUCGCGGGCGCUGUGUAUCCACACCGGCCGAGAGCUGCGCUGCAAGGUGUUUCCCAUUAAACACUACCAGGACAAAAUCAGGCCUUAUAUCCAGCUGCCAUCACACAGGAACAUCACUGGCAUCGUGGAAGUGAUCCUUGGGGACACCAAGGCCUAUGUCUUCUUUGAGAAGGACUUUGGGGACAUGCACUCCUACGUGCGAAGCCGGAAGAGGCUGCGGGAAGAGGAGGCUGCUCGGCUCUUCAAGCAGAUCGUCUCUGCUGUUGCCCACUGCCACCAGUCGGCCAUUGUGCUGGGGGACCUGAAACUUAGGAAAUUCGUCUUCUCCACGGAGGAGAGAACCCAGCUCAGACUGGAGAGUCUAGAAGACACACAUAUAAUCAAAGGGGAAGAUGACGCCCUAUCAGACAAACAUGGCUGCCCAGCCUAUGUGAGCCCCGAGAUCCUGAACACGACCGGGACCUACUCUGGAAAGGCAGCGGAUGUUUGGAGCCUAGGGGUGAUGCUCUACACCCUUUUGGUCGGACGAUAUCCCUUCCAUGACUCAGACCCCAGUGCCCUUUUCUCCAAAAUCCGACGUGGACAGUUCUGUAUCCCCGACCACAUUUCCCCCAAAGCCAGGUGCCUCAUCCGCAGCCUCCUGAGACGAGAGCCUUCAGAGAGACUCGCUGCCCCCGAGAUCUUGCUCCAUCCCUGGUUCGAGUCCAUCUUGGAACCUGGCUAUGUCGACUCAGAAAUAGGAACUUCAGACCAGAUUGUCCCACAGUACCAGGAGGACAGUGACAUUAGUUCCUUCUUCUGCUGAUCCCAAAACCUCAGAAACCUCAUAAUUCUCACACAUGGCAUUUCCAUUUCUAAAGAUGGACAGAUCUUCCGGCGUUGUGCCAACCAGAUAGGUGACUACGUCAAGAAUGUAGCUGCUGAGUUCAACGUGUUGUCUCUUCUAGUUUGUCGUGACGAGUGACUUUAUUGAUUUGAGCAACAGACACUCUUUGGCUGCCCUGAAAAACUUGUUUCCUUUCUUAACAAACCCUUGCAAAUCCCCUUUUGUCAGAUUCGGGGUCCCUUAUCUUUUGUAGGUGGUAAAGAAUAUGGACAUCCUACAAAUAGUGAAAUCAGCUUGAACGUUAUAAAAGGUGAUGAACUGAAUCGCACCGUGGCAUUCUGGGCAAUAACCAUAUUUUAACAGGGUGACGAUGAACUAUCUGGGCCAAUUAACUUGCUGCCUUUGAACUCUUCUUUGGUGGCUAGACUUUUGCUACCCCAGUGUCCCUGAUUGGAAGGGUUGUGUGUGUUUUUUGGCUGAAACACUCACUCUUUCUUCACGCUCACUCUUACCAAGGACUCUGCUCCAUGUUUGGAGCAGACGAUAGCAGGAGCAUAGGAGCCUGCCUGGACCACAAACCCGGACUCUCACCUCCAUCUCCUGCCAAGACCUCAUACGCACUAAUGCCUUCUCCCUGACCUUGACCUUGAGACCCCCCCCAAUCCCGUUUAGCUGUGAAAGCACUUACCAGCUAACAACGGAAAAGUAUCACAAAAGAUCCGAACUCUUGGCGAUUUCAGAACUCUGAGCUCAGACAGAGAAACUGCAGGCUUUUGAAUCAUUUGAGUGUUUGGAAGUGUUACCUUUGUGGUUUGCCCUCAAAUAUGUUAGCACUUAAUCUCCCCGCCCCCACCCCAUCCCCCCCGCCCCCGCCAGCACUAUCUCAGGGUGGGCGUUUUGCCUAAGAGAAGAAAGAUAGGAGACUCCCCAACCCCUCCCAAGAGCAAAUGUAAAACACCUCUGUGCUGCAGAGAAAGUGAAUUUUGGAGUCUUGUGAAGGAACCUCAGACCCAGCUUCCAGAAUUCCCCUUUAACCCUUCACGGAUAUGGUCUGCCUCUGGCAUUGCGUGCACGCCUGUGGUUUCGCAUGAUGGGUGGUGAAUAUUUCAGAUGUGGCGUGGCUUAUGAAUACAUCUGUGGGGUCUGCUUCUGGGGUGAGACCGUUAAGCCCCAAACCUUCGAAGGUGGAAGGGACUUUAAAAGUACCUGGUCUGCCCUCUCUCCUCUGCCACCUCCCAAUGCAGGAUACCACCUCGCACCCCCACCCCCACCCCCACCUCACCCCUUCACCUUCUUUCCCAGAUGGGAAUACAUCCUCUAUCUGAAUGCUUCCAGAGAUGGGAACGCGAUACCUACAAAAGAUAGCGCUUCAUGGCGGAACUGCAGCUCACAUUAAAAAAACAAGUACAGAUGAAAUACCAGUAAAUGUCUUGAGCAGUGCUGAAAUCAGGUAGUUAAACGGGUAAAUGAAACAUACUGUAUUCAAGAUAUGGCAAAAAGAAAAAAAAAGCAGUCAUCUUCAAGGGCUACGCCUCGGCAAACUACUAACAUGCAUUGUGAGAAUGCUGUGGAUACCUCAUGUACCAUGUACUUUGUACAUACAUUUUACCUUUUAUACCUGUGUCCGAUAUUUUUUGUUGUGUUAGCUCUGAGGCUUGUUUUGUUGUCUGUGUCUGUCUCAGUAACCUGCGUGUCUAAAACCACGUGAAAUGUGAAUGAGUAUUGGCAAUAUGACCUUGACCGAAUCGUGGACGCGAGGAUGGGGAGGACAAGGCCUCUGCUGCACUAACGCUCUUGUGGUUGCUUGACUGUUGUAUCUGUGAUACAUUAUCCGGCUGAGGACUCUGGGCUGGCAGGGGCUUCUGCCGGGAAAGCUAGAAACACUAGGUCCUUCCUGUACAUGUGUAUAUAUUAUGGACAUGGCGACGGUCAUCCGACCUGUAGAGAAAUUUUAAUAAAUCUGGUUUCGUAA
Molecule: messenger RNA, 3840 nt
Organism: Loxodonta africana (African savanna elephant)
Lineage: Eukaryota; Metazoa; Chordata; Mammalia; Proboscidea; Elephantidae
Gene: TRIB1
Product: tribbles pseudokinase 1
Exons: 3
Coding region: 729-1847 (372 amino acids)
Biological process (GO): regulation of MAP kinase activity; positive regulation of proteasomal ubiquitin-dependent protein catabolic process; protein phosphorylation
Cellular component (GO): nucleus
Molecular function (GO): protein kinase activity; mitogen-activated protein kinase kinase binding; ATP binding
Source: RefSeq, a predicted model, not a curated record